This is a messenger RNA of Ambispora leptoticha, 270 nucleotides long. NCBI's taxonomy places the organism in Eukaryota, Fungi, Glomeromycota, Glomeromycetes, Archaeosporales, Ambisporaceae. The record is from the annotation of a GenBank genome assembly.
AUGAAUUCUGAUGAACUUAAUAAUGCUCCAAAUUCUGAUGUAUCUUUUGAAGAUAAUUCAUCAGAGCAAUCUAAUUUACCAUGUGAAAUAAAAACCCUUACCAAUGGAAACGAUCAGAACUUGGAAUUGGCAUCCGAUACAAAAACUGUUAAUAUUGAUAAUAAUGCAGAAUUAUAUUCUUCUGAUUCAUCUGACGAAGUAUCGGGACUUGAUAGGAAUCAAAUUACUGAACAGACUUUAAAGCGAGAUUUUACUAAAUCUACUGUCAUA